CACGUGUCUUGUCAGUCAUAGUAAGAAAAUGGAAAAUUUUCUCUAGUUGUUUCGGUUUUAUAAUCAAGAGCACAGUCUCUUGCAGAAGAAGCUUUAAUGGCGCCAAAACGAAGCAAGAGCCAAAAUGUUUCUCAGGACCCACAGGGAAUGUUCGCUGGGAUGGUUGUCUUCUUAGUCGAAAAGGGAGUGCAGGCCCGCCGAUUGCAGAUUUGGAAGCAGAAAUUGGUCCAAAUGGGUGCUAGUAUCGAGGAGCGUUUGUCGAAAACGGUCAGCCAUGUAUUUGCUUCGAGCUCGGACGCUCUUCGGCAAAAAGUGGACGGUGAGCGUUUGGCGCGCUUUAAAGGGAAGGUUCUCUCAUACCAGUGGCUAGAAGACAGCUUAAGUUCUGGGAAGAAUGUGUCAGAGGACUUGUACAACGUAAAAGUGGGUUUAGAUGGAGAAGAUGGAAUAGAUAAGACCGAACCAUCUAUUUCCAAAAGACUCAAAUUGUCUCCCAACAAUUCGGAAGCAGUGAGUGCUGAAAGUGGGGAAGAUGCAAAGUCUUCGACUUCACUUCCGAUGACUACUAUAGAUCUUGAGGACUCCAACUUGUGCAUAGGUCAAACAGUAACUAGUCCAAGGACUUCUGAUUCUAUUAAGAGCAAUACAUCUGUGUCGUACAGUCCACCAGAUAUGAAUAAGAACAUAACUGAGAUAUUUGGAAAACUUAUCAACAUAUACAGAGCAUUGGGUGAUGAACGAAGGUCAUUUAGCUAUUACAAGGCCAUUCCAGUAAUUGAGAAGCUACCUUUCAAAAUUGAGAGCAUCCACCAGGUCAAAGACCUGCCGGCUAUAGGAAAGUCCUUGCAGGAUCAUAUUCAAGAGAUAGUAACAACUGGAAAGUUAUCUAAAUUGGAACACUUCGAAACAGAUGAAAAGGUCCGGACAAUCUCACUUUUUGGGGAAGUGUGGGGCAUUGGCCCAGCCACAGCUUUGAGAUUAUAUGAGAAAGGAUAUAGGACCCUGGAUGACCUGCAGAAGGAGGAAUCCUUAACCAAUGCACAGAAAAUAGGGUUGAAAUAUUUUGAUGACAUUAAACAGAGAAUUCCACGCAAUGAGGUUCAAGACAUGGAGAGCCUUCUAAAGAAGGCUGGGGAAGAUGUUUUGCCAGGGGUUGAUAUUCUGUGUGGAGGAUCAUUUCGGCGAGGGAAGUCUUCCUGUGGAGAUAUGGACAUUGUAAUCACACAUCCUGAUGGGAAAAGCCAUAGAGGUUUUCUACCAAGAUAUGUAAAGCAUUUAAAGGAUAUAAAGUUUUUAAGGGAGGAUCUGAUCUUCAGUACGCACAGUGAGGAGGGAACUGAUUCUGGUGUCGACACAUAUUUUGGCCUUUGCACAUAUCCGGGAAGAGAAUUGCGGCACCGAAUCGAUCUUAAGGUGUAUCCAAGAGACAUAUAUGCAUUUGGAUUAAUCGCGUGGACGGGAAACGACGUACUAAAUAGAAGGCUGAGAUUGCUAGCAGAAUCUAAAGGAUUUAGGCUGGAUGAUACUGGACUUUAUCCAUCUACUCAGGGAUCUGGUGGUAAAAGGGGUGCAAGAGGAAGCGCAACUUUGAAGUUUGAUACAGAAAAACAAGUUUUUGAGUUCCUUGGAUUUCCAUGGCUUGAACCCCAUCAAAGGAAUCUUUGACUGUAAAAUGUAAAUAUCAAAACAAGUGAACUUUCCGGAGCGUUUGUGUUUGUCCAUAAUGUUAAAAAACAAUCAUUUACCUUAUAACAUUUAUAUUAUCUGCU
Momordica charantia (bitter melon) is the source of this 1769-nucleotide messenger RNA. RefSeq names its product DNA polymerase lambda (POLL) (gene POL{LAMBDA}). Gene Ontology annotation, molecular function: DNA binding; DNA-directed DNA polymerase activity. The record is from RefSeq and is a predicted model, not a curated record. Lineage: Eukaryota; Viridiplantae; Streptophyta; Magnoliopsida; Cucurbitales; Cucurbitaceae. Gene Ontology annotation, cellular component: nucleus. Gene Ontology annotation, biological process: double-strand break repair via nonhomologous end joining.